Molecule: messenger RNA, 976 nt
Organism: Amblyraja radiata (thorny skate)
Lineage: Eukaryota; Metazoa; Chordata; Chondrichthyes; Rajiformes; Rajidae
Gene: hspb2
Product: heat shock protein family B (small) member 2
Exons: 2
Coding region: 183-746 (187 amino acids)
Biological process (GO): negative regulation of apoptotic process; protein refolding; response to heat
Cellular component (GO): cytoplasm; nucleus
Molecular function (GO): structural constituent of eye lens
Source: RefSeq, a predicted model, not a curated record
CGCUUUCAGCUGCCGGUCUGUGGGUGGUUCCAGGCGCCCGGGUCUAUUUCUGUUCUGUUCUAAUUCCACUCCCUCCCUCUCACUAGAACCCGACUGUGAAUGACCCGGCCUGGCGGAGAUAGGGAGAGGGAGAGUGAGUGAAGGGGAGAGAGGGAGCUCAAGCCUUGUGUCUGAUACGAACGAUGGAGGACAGGACAGUCCCUCACGCUUACCCCAUGAGCGUGGAAUACGAGGGCGACACGCCAAGCACAAUCUACGACCAGAACUACGGGGAGGGUUUGUCACCGGAGGAUAUUUUAGCUCCGACUUUGUACCACGGUUACUACAUUAGACCCAGGAUCAACAAGCAACUGGACCGAGGGUUUUCAGAGAUAGCCACAAAGGACCAUAAAUUCCAGGUCUUUCUGGAUGUGUGCCACUUCCUGCCAAGUGAGCUGUCGGUCCGGACGGUGGACAACCUGCUGGAGGUGUCCGGUAGUCAUCCUCAGAAGUUGGACGACCACGGCUUCAUCUGCCGAGACUUUAAACGCACCUACAUCCUGCCCCUCGACGUGGACCCUCUGCUGGUUCGAACAACUCUGACCCACGAUGGCAUCCUGUGCAUCGAGGCGCCCAGGAAAGGCGGAGAGAUACAGCCUAAAGUCAACGACGUGAAGAUCAACCUGGCGUCUCCGCCGGGGAUGAAGGAGCCCGGGGCUGAGGCACAGAAAGACCAGACGACUCACGAGGCAAAGAUAUCCCACUGAUCCCCAGCAAUGUUGUGGCACUGAUGUACGGUCCUUGUUGCUUUUACAAUUCAUCCAUGUUAUUGUAGCAGCUAACUCGAAAGUAAUUGGCAUCUUGUUCAAUAACUUUAAGUUAAAUAGCAAAACUAAAAGUGUGACUAACAUUGUAAUAUGCUGAUAUUUGCUGUAUAUUUGAAGCAAGAAUUGUACUGAUGAAUGUAUCUCAACUAAAACGAGAGGAUUAUCUUGAA